Molecule: messenger RNA, 1902 nt
Organism: Mytilinidion resinicola
Lineage: Eukaryota; Fungi; Ascomycota; Dothideomycetes; Mytilinidiales; Mytilinidiaceae
Product: hydroxymethylglutaryl-lyase
Exons: 3
Coding region: 1-1902 (633 amino acids)
Biological process (GO): ketone body biosynthetic process; L-leucine catabolic process
Molecular function (GO): hydroxymethylglutaryl-CoA lyase activity
Source: RefSeq, a predicted model, not a curated record
AUGCUGCCACAAUGGCUCCAUGCAUGUAUAGACCCGUGCACAUGUCUGUCAACCCUAACCCGGGCCGCACUGGAGGCCCGUCGCGCUCGCCGCACGUCUCCUCCUUUUAAAAAACCACCCGCAGUUCGCAUCCUCGAAGUCGGACCUCGAGAUGGCCUCCAGAAUAUCAAAAAGACAGUCCCAACUGCAAUCAAGGUUGAGUUGAUUAAACGGUUAGCCUCAACUGGUCUCAAUGCCAUCGAAGCCACGUCAUUUGUUUCGCCCAAAUGGAUUCCCCAGUUGGCAGAUGGCCCAGAGGUCAUGAGCCAGGUGUUGCCCUUUACCCAACAGAAAAAUAUCAACACGCCUGUUCUAGUACCUAAUAUCAAGGGUCUCGAGAGAGCUAUUCAGAGUGGAGCAAAAGAGGUUACUGUUUUUGUUUCGGCGACAGAGGGGUUUAGUGUGAAAAAUACGAAUUGUACGAUUGAGGAAGCAGUGAAAAGGGCCCGGGACGUGGCAGCGAGUGCACUGAAACAUGGUAUUGCAAUCCGAGGAGCCGUAUCCUGCAUCUUUGCUUGUCCCUAUGAUGGUCCAACAGCCCCAGCAAGCGUCUUAGACGUCGUGAAGAGUCUAUUGGAUAUGGGUUGCUACGAAGUCAGUCUUGGGGAUACCAUCGGAGUCGGCACGCCCAAGCAAGUUCAGACACUGUUGGAGCUUCUCCUGAAGGAAAUCCCAGCAAACAUGCUGGCGGGUCAUUUUCACGACACAUACGGUCAAGCUGUUGCAAAUGUGAUCAAAGCAUAUGAUAUGGGGCUUCAGACUUUCGACAGUAGUGUGGCUGGUCUAGGAGGAUGUCCGUAUGCCAAGGGCGCGAAAGGAAAUCUGGCUACGGAGGACAUUGCAUAUACAUUUGAGAAGUUAGGAGUUUCUACUGGAAUCGACUUGGAGAAGCUGGUUGCGGUCGGCGAAUGGAUCUCCCAAUAUCUAGGCCAGCAAAAUGGAAGUCGAGCAGGUUCAGCACUAUCUGCCAAAAAAGAAUCAGCAACGGUUUCUUCGGUGCAGCCAUCUCAACCAAAAAUUUCCAGGGAGUGGGAGAAAAUCGAGGAUAAGGGAGACUAUUCCGUCUUUCGCGCCAGAAACGUCGUCAAAAUCCGCCUGACCCGACCGCAAAAUGGAAAUGCUAUGACUAGCGAGAUGGUAAAAGGUUUAACACAAAUAUUUACAAACCUAGCCAGUGAUCCAUCUGUCUUCCACGUUGUCAUCGAAACAGAAGGCAAGUUCUUCUGCACCGGCAUGGACCUUACUUCUACUGCGACCACGAUAACUUCAGACAACUCCGCCAAAUCCAACGAUUUUUCCAAACUUACCGCGCUCUUCUCCGCCAUUGACAUGGCCCCGCAGACAACGAUCGCCAAGAUUGAUGGCCCAUGUUUUGGCGGUGGGGUUGGACUCGCGUUUGCCUGCGAUAUUCGCCUGGUGUCGUCACGAGCCCGCUUUACCCUUAGUGAGAUCAAGCUCGGGCUGAGCCCUGCCGUAAUAUCUCGAUACAUGAUACGAGAAUGGGGUAUACCGUUUCUGAGAGAGGCUAUGUUAACCGGCCGGGAGGUGAUGCCUUCAGAAUUACAGCGAAUAGGCGCGGUUCAUGGAAUUGCCGACGGUUCAACUGCACUGGAUCGAUUGACGGAAGAUUGCUUAGAUAGGUUGAUUAAGUGCGCGCCUCAAUCGGCAGCAGCUUGCAAGAAUUUGGUCAGAAUAGGAUGGACUAAUCCUGGAGGUAAGUCUCAGGAUGAGCUCGUUAUGAAAACGUUUGAUUGUAUGAUGGCGCCUGGCUCAGAAGGGGUGUUUGGGAUUGAGGAGUUUCAGAAGAAGACGAGGGAGAUUAACUGGGGUCAUUUCUGGGCUGCGAAAAGGGCCAUGUCAUGA